AUCCAAGCAUGGAGAGUCAAUAGAGUACACCAACGUGUCGUACAAAUAAUCGAAAAAGCACAAUACAACUUGCAUUUAUCCCCGCAUUUAUCACAACGAAAUAUAACGCCUGUCUAUAUAUAUAGGGCUGUUGCAGUGCGAGCUUUGGCUGUAUAUAGCCUUCAUUUUCCAUGUUCGUUUAAAAUUAGGAUUCACUUUUUUAUCCACCAUAAUAGGAUGUGAUGUCUUUCCAGAGGGUUGGUGAGCUAAUCAGUUCAUGUAGAUAGUGAUUGAAGUCUCCAUCUUUACUACAGGGCCUUAAAACCAGGGCCAUGAUGCAGACAGAAGCCAUGAAGUCAGUUUUAUUUUGGACCACUCUCAUAAUAGUGAUUUCAGCGGCAUGUGCUAUCAACUGUUACAACUGCGAAGGGGAUGAGUGCAGAGAUCCAUUUGACCCGGAAGGAAUAUCAACCACAUGCCCGGGGUCAUCGUUUCUACCAAACAAUUUCUGCAGGAAAACGGUUACUGCCACUGGGACCACGGUGGUUCGGAGCUGUGGAACGAACGAACGAAACGAAUGUACCCCAGGAUGCACCGAGAGUGAGACCUGUACCUACUGCUGUGAAUAUAAUCUCUGUAAUAGAGCAAUCACCAUGACAAUAAACUUUGUUGCAAUGGGAGUGGCUUCAGUGACAGCUCUCCUCCUAACAAGACAAUAGAGGAACUAUGUUGACGGUAAACUUUCUUUCUAUUGGAGUGGCAUCGAUGACAGCUCUUCUCUUAAACAGUCAAUAGAGGAAUCACCAUGACAAACUUUGUUGCUAUUGGAGUGGCAUCGGUGACAGCUCUCCUCCUAUAAACAAGACAAUAGAGGAACCAACAUGACUAUAUAGGUUUUGUUGCUAUGGCAGCUCUCCUAACCGGAUAAAAAAGAAUCACCAUGACAAUAAAGGUUUUUGCUAUGGGAGUGGCCUUAAUGACAACUCUCCUCUUAACCAGACAAUAGAUUAACAACCUUGAAAAUAAACUUUGUUGCUAUGGGCUGGGAGUGGCUUCGGCGACAAUUCUUGUCUUAAAAUUGUGUAAGUUUAGAGAUAGAAAAUAAUGUAAGUUCAAAGCAGCAAACUCAAAUAAUCCAAUCAAUCAACCGAAGGGGAAAUAAGUGAAACUAGGAGAAGACGCAAAUGAGUCGAAAGGAAACCGAAGAAAUCUUGUCAUGCUUGUAGUGCACUGCUUUAAUCUCUGGGCUAUUUUGCCUCAAUAAAACUUGAGAUCACAAUAAUAGUUAACAUAUUCAAAUCAAGUAAAGUCAACCCAAUAAGAACCCAAUUCAUAAGAUAAACCAAUAGGAGUAAGGAGAUGAAGAUGAUAAAGUUGCCUGGGUGAUUAUGUAAUAGUGGAAAUAGAAACUGAGGAGUCAGAUGAGGGAUGGAAUGAGUGGAACACCUGAAGAUAGAAUAGAAAAGGAAUGAAGAUGACAAAAGAGAAUCAGAGGAAAUGAAUUCAGCGUAGAGGAGAAUGAAUGAAAACUGAAUUGAAUUAAACUCAUCAGACUGCAAGGGCAGUACUGAAAAGAAAUGCAAAUGAAUUCAAGUCUAGACGGAACAGAAAUAUAAAACAGCUGAAAAACUUGAAACACAAGUUAUUAAAAAGGAAAUAGACAAAUAGGGAAAUUACAAAAUAACCAUCUUACAUUGCACAUUUGCACGGUAAAAAAAACAACAACAGUUGUUUGACAGUUUAACCACCUUCGGGGGCAGGGAGCACUUCCAUUGACGAGUGGAUCCCAUGCGCGACGAUGGGGUCUCGAAAAGCACCCUAAACAAAUAUUUUCCAUAUUCUGAAAAUGCACCUUUAACAAGUAUUGGCGUGUGAAACCCUACCCUUAGCAUGUAUUGGAAACAAAACGAUACCUUUGGCAAGUAUUCCCUGAACAAGUACAGCGAUAUUUUAAGUGUUAUAUGUCACGGACGUCAGUUUUUCCUUUACCUACAUAUACAGCCCCACCUCCAACACCUCGCGCAAAUCGGAAUCUACACAGCAAAAACUGUGGUGUUAACCGGUGUACAUAGAGGACCACAUCAGUUGUUUUACACCGGUGUUAAAUUGGUGGUGUUAGUUUUACACCCAUAGGUGUUAUUACAACACCUUUAGUUGUUACAUUUACACUCUUUGGUGUUAUGUUCAAUCUCUAGGGUGUAGUUUUAACACCUCAGGGUGUGGUCCUCUAUUAACACCAACUGGUGUCAGUUUUCACACCACAGUUUUUACAGUGUAAACACAUAGUGUUGACUCGCUGUUGGGGCAGAAAGUACAUCCUUUAUAAAACAUUUUAAUCUUUUUCAUACCCUCGCAAAUAUGACCCUGAACAUGUAGCUUUCCUAGCGAAAAUGGUUACCCUUUUUUAAUUAUUUUAGUUUUUUUGACACCAUUAUUACGUUACUACGGAACGUGCCCUACCUUGAAAAAGACAUAAUUUUUACGCGUUUUUUGGUCGCGCAUGGUAUCCACUCGUCAAUGUAAGUGGCCCCCGGGAACCAACCAUUAUUGAUUGAGAAUUGAAUAUUAUUCAAAUCUAGACUUUUUUGUUUAAGAUUUUGAGCACUUGUUUAAACAAUUUAAGCAACUACUGUAAGGUUUAUUGUAUAAUAAAAAGCGUUGUAUGAAGUAAGAAAAAAAAAACGUUGCUGUGUUCAAGCGUAUACCCGCCACAAAAUGUGUUUCAAGGACUCCGAGACACAAAAUUUGUACAGAUUUGUAUUCUUAUUGACAAAUAAAUUGAAUUUAUGUGGAAAUUGAUGAAAAUGAAUGUAAAAUAUUGAAUGAUUGCAUUGAUGCUACUGAAAUAAAAUUUCCUUUUUUUUAUCAGAAAGAUUAAAUGAUU
Molecule: messenger RNA, 2863 nt
Organism: Lytechinus pictus (painted urchin)
Lineage: Eukaryota; Metazoa; Echinodermata; Echinoidea; Temnopleuroida; Toxopneustidae
Exons: 4
Coding region: 312-698 (128 amino acids)
Source: RefSeq, a predicted model, not a curated record